GUUUCCCCAAUAAAAAAAACCCCUAAAAUAGAUGAGAGAGAAAGAAACGAAGAGAGAGAAAAUUUAGAGGGAAAAAAAAUAAAAAUAAAAAAGAUAGAUAGGGUUCAGAGAGAACUGAAGAAAGAGAGUGUGUGCGAGAGAGAAACAGAAACCCAAAAAUCCCUAUUUCUGGUUUCGAUCUGAACAAAAACGCCUUCGUAUCUUCAUUCUUCAUACCUACAGUUUAGGUCAGAGAGAUCCACCAGAUCUAUACCAAAUUCAUUGAAUCAGCUAGGGUUUGGAUGAGUCCAGCUGCAUUGGAGAAGAUGGAAGAUGCUAAGCCUUCGGAAGCAGCAUCGGCCAACAAUUCACAAACAGAUAGCGCGGCGGCUACUGUCGACCCAUCUGAAGCUCGAUUCUCCGACUACUGCAAGAAUGGAAUGUCGUUGGAUGAGAACACUUGCACACAAGCUAUGAAGCUGUUGAAAGAAACCAAACACCUUUUACAGACUAAUGUUUCAGCUUUUGGCAACGGAACGGUUGAUGAAGCAGAAAGGUUUUGGUUUGCUUUUAUUCUGUUUUCUAUUAAAAGGCUAAGUGAGAAGAAGCAAGGGUCUGAUGAUAAUGGAUAUACGUUAUGCCAGAUAUUGAGAGCUGCGAAGCUGAAGUAUGUUUAUUCAAAUUUCCUUUAUUUUGUGAUCGAUUGCUUUUUUGUGUUUCGGGGUCAUCCUCAUAUUUUUGUUUUUCAUAGCAUUGUGGACUUCUUCAAGGAGCUUCCUCAGUUUGUUGUUAAGGCUGGUCCAACUUUGAGUAAUAUAUAUGGUGCAGAUUGGGAGAACAGACUAGAGGCAAAAGAGAUGCAGGCCAAUUUUGUGCACUUGAGUCUACUAAGCCAGUCCUACAAACGUGCAAUCCGGGAAUUUUUCUUGACAACUGAAGCAAAUGUUGAUAAGCAGUCUGCUGUUGCUAGUGCAUCUGGCUAUGUCUCAGACUACCACCGUUUUGGAUGGUUGCUUUUUCUGGCACUCCGUGUACAUGCGUUCAGCCGUUUUAAGGACUUGGUGACUUGCAUGAAUGGUUUGGUUUCCAUAUUGGCUAUCUUAAUUAUUCAUGUUCCUGUUCGCUUCAGAAAUUUCAAAUUUGAUGAUUCUCAACUAUUUGUUAAGAAAGACGGCAAAGGUGUAGACAUCCUCGCAUCACUUUGCAACAAAUAUCAAACAUCAGAAGAUGAGUUGAGGAAAAUAAUGGAAAAGGCCAAUAAUUUAAUAGCAGAUAUCUUGAGUAAAAAGCCUCAACCAGCAUCUGAGUGUAGAAUUGGAAACUUGGAGAAUAUCGACACAGAUGGUUUGACAUAUUUUGAAGAUCUACUGGAGGACUCAUCUUUGUCAUCCAGUUUAGGUAUUUUAGAAAAGGAUUAUGAUGGUGCAAUUCGCAGUAAGGCCGAACUGGAUGAGAGGGUUUUCAUUAAUGAUGAGGACAGCUUACUUGGUUCAGGGAGCUUGUCAGGAGGUUCUGUGAAUAUAAGUGGUGUGAAGAGGAAAUUUGAUUCGAUAGCCUCACCUGCUAAGACAAUUACAAGUCCACUCUCUCCUCAGCGCUCUCCUGCAUCUCAUGCAAAUGGAAAUAUGGGGGUUUCUAAUUCAAAGAUGGUAGCUACGCCUGUAAGCACAGCAAUGACAACUGCAAAGUGGCUUCGUACUGUCAUUUCACCACUUCCACCAAAGCCCUCAGCAGAGCUGAAGCGUUUCCUGGCAUCUUGUGAUAGGGAUUUAACUGAGGAAGUAGAUACAAGGGCAAAAAUAAUAUUGUUUGCUACAUUUCCAAGUACUGCUCAGGGAGAACAUUGUAUGUCUACAAACCUGCAAUCUGCAAAUCUCAUGGACAGCAUCUGGGCAGAACAACGGAAAUUUGAAGCACUCAAGUUAUAUUAUAGGGUAUUGGAAGCAAUUUGUAGAGCAGAGGCCCAAAUAUUGCAUGCAAGUAAUUUGACAGCUCUAUUGACUAACGAGAGGUUCCAUAGAUGUAUGCUCGCCUGUUCUGCUGAACUAGUUCUGGCAACCCAUAAGACUGUUACAAUGUUGUUUCCUGCGGUGUUGGAGAGGACUGGCAUUACAGCUUUUGAUCUUAGCAAGGUUAUCGAAAGUUUCAUUAGACAUGAGGAAUCCCUCCCGAGAGAAUUGAGGCGGCAUCUGAAUUCAUUAGAAGAACGACUUUUGGAGAGUAUGGUAUGGGAAAAGGGGUCCUCCAUGUAUAAUUCUUUGACAGUUGCAAGGCCUAACCUCUCCGCAGAAAUAAACCGUCUUGGACUAUUGUCAGAACCAAUGCCACCUUUGGAUGCAAUUUGCAUGCACAUUAACAUGAAUUCUAAAUUUAUUUCUGGAGGGGUUCCUCCCUUCCCUUCUUUGCAGAAGCAUGAGACUUCAUCAGGUCAGAAUGGGGAUAUCAGAUCCCCAAAGAGAUCAUGCCCGGACUAUCGAAGUGUAUUAGUGGAGCGGAAUUCCUUUACAUCACCAGUCAAGGAACGCCUCCUGGCCUUCAGUAACCUUAAAUCAAAGCCACCACCACCUCCUUUGCAGUCUGCGUUUGCUAGUCCAACACGGCCAAAUCCAAGUGGUGGAGGGGAGACAUGUGCAGAAACUGAAAUCAAUAUAUUCUUUAGCAAGAUUACUAAGUUGGCUGCUGUCAGAAUCAAUGGUAUGGUCGAAAGGCUACAACAGUCUCAGCAGAUUAGGGAGAAUGUGUAUUGUCUUUUUCAACAAAUACUAAGUCAGCGGACAUCUCUAUUUUUUAACCAUCACAUUGACCAAAUCAUCCUUUGUUGUUUCUAUGGAGUUGCAAAGAUAUCUCAACUCAAUCUGACCUUUAGGGAAAUUAUUUACAACUAUAGGAAGCAACCGCAAUGUAAACCUCAAGUUUUUCGCAGUGUCUUUGUUGAUUGGUCAUCUGCACGGCGCAAUGGGAAAACAGGACCAGGUCACGUUGAUAUCAUUACAUUCUACAAUGAAAUUUUUAUCCCCGCUGUAAAGCCUCUGCUGGUUGAGCUUGGCCCUGCUGGAGCAACUACAAAAACUAACCGAGUUCCUGAAGUCCACAAUAAUAAUGAUGCUCAAUGUCCUGGAUCGCCUAAAAUAUCUCCUUUUCCAAGUCUCCCUGAUAUGUCUCCGAAGAAAGUAUCAGCUACACACAAUGUGUACGUCUCUCCAUUGCGAUCAUCCAAGAUGGAUGCUCUGAUAUCACAUAGCUCGAAAAGCUAUUAUGCUUGCGUUGGAGAAAGUACUCAUGCAUAUCAGAGCCCUUCAAAAGACCUGACUGCCAUCAAUAACCGCUUGAAUGGUACCCGGAAGCUUAGAGGCACCCUAAACUUUGACGAUGUUGACGUUGGCUUGGUUAGUGAUUCUAUGGUUGCCAACAGCCUCUACCUUCAAAAUGGGAGUUGUGCAUCCUCAUCAGGUGCACCACUGAAAUCUGAGCAACCUGACUCCUGAUUCAAUGGGCUACUGUCCUUUUUUGUAAAUUCUUGUUCUUCUCUCAUUUCUUCACUUAUUUAAUCUAUACUUGUUUAGCUUAUGAUGGGGUGUUGUGUGAGCAGUGAGUUAUUGUAGAAUGGCUGCCACCACCCCCAUGUGCUUAUGUAAGUUAGGUAUGGAGCUUGAAAAAUGUAGUGGCUCUAAUUGACUAAUUUAAUAAAAUUUGUUUUCUGCUUAUUGUGGUUGUAAGUAUAUUGUUAAUCUUUCUCCUGUUAGUGCCUAUUCCAUAUGGGAUUUGG
Quercus lobata is the source of this 3745-nucleotide messenger RNA. Its product is annotated as retinoblastoma-related protein-like. The record is from RefSeq and is a predicted model, not a curated record. Lineage: Eukaryota; Viridiplantae; Streptophyta; Magnoliopsida; Fagales; Fagaceae. The transcript has 18 exons. Gene Ontology annotation, molecular function: RNA polymerase II transcription regulatory region sequence-specific DNA binding. Gene Ontology annotation, biological process: cell differentiation; regulation of transcription by RNA polymerase II; negative regulation of G1/S transition of mitotic cell cycle. Bases 282 to 3464 code for a protein of 1060 amino acids. Gene Ontology annotation, cellular component: transcription regulator complex; chromatin; nucleus.